GGGCGCCUCGCCCGCUACCCUAGCCUCUCCGCUCUAUCUACAAAUUUUACGCUCUCUAGAAUUUAUCGGGAAAAUCGACUAUGUCGGACGAGGAACAUCACUUUGAGUCGAAGGCCGAUGCUGGCGCUUCCAAGACUUUUCCCCAGCAGGCAGGAACCAUCCGUAAGAAUGGUUACAUUGUCAUCAAAGGCCGCCCCUGCAAGGUUGUUGAAGUUUCAACUUCAAAGACUGGGAAGCAUGGUCAUGCCAAGUGUCACUUUGUGGCAAUUGACAUCUUUAACGGAAAGAAGCUCGAAGAUAUUGUCCCGUCAUCCCACAAUUGUGAUGUCCCUCAUGUUAAUCGCACUGAUUACCAGCUCAUCGACAUCUCUGAAGAUGGAUUUGUGAGCUUGCUGACUGAUAAUGGUAACACUAAGGAUGACCUGAGGCUUCCAACCGAUGAAAAUCUGCUCACUCAGAUCAAGGAUGGAUUUGCUGAAGGGAAGGACCUGGUUGUUAGUGUCAUGUCUGCAAUGGGAGAGGAGCAGAUUUGUGCCCUCAAGGAUAUUGGUCCAAAGUAGCGUCCCUCUACCAUUGGGGAUUGCUUGCUGCCUUUUAAUUUUCAAGUAUGGGAGGAUCGUGAACCAUCUUUUCCAUACGUAAGAUUGGAAUGUUGAUGGUUUUUGUUCUCGACUAUUGAAGACUACUUUAUCCUUAAAAGUUUCAUGUGAGUUAUUACACACUUGUGUUAUGUUCUGUUUUUUUCUCCCCUUUUGAUAAAAGUGUUUGAAGGUUGUUUAUUAUGGGCGAGUAGAAAUUGAUUUCAGUGCAAAUUUAUGAACUUGUAGCACAAUCUGGUUCCUUUUCCAUUCCUGCAAACUUAUGAGUUAUGAAUAAUUGUUGUUAGUUGAUUGCUGCC
Messenger RNA from Olea europaea var. sylvestris, 898 nucleotides. RefSeq names its product eukaryotic translation initiation factor 5A-2-like. Bases 81 to 560 code for a protein of 159 amino acids. The record is from RefSeq and is a predicted model, not a curated record. Gene Ontology annotation, molecular function: RNA binding; ribosome binding; translation elongation factor activity. The transcript has 5 exons. NCBI's taxonomy places the organism in Eukaryota, Viridiplantae, Streptophyta, Magnoliopsida, Lamiales, Oleaceae. Gene Ontology annotation, biological process: positive regulation of translational elongation; positive regulation of translational termination.